Molecule: messenger RNA, 489 nt
Organism: Aspergillus tanneri
Lineage: Eukaryota; Fungi; Ascomycota; Eurotiomycetes; Eurotiales; Aspergillaceae
Product: mitochondrial 54S ribosomal protein bL31m
Exons: 1
Coding region: 1-489 (162 amino acids)
Biological process (GO): mitochondrial translation
Cellular component (GO): mitochondrial large ribosomal subunit
Molecular function (GO): structural constituent of ribosome
Source: RefSeq, a predicted model, not a curated record
AUGUCUCUGGCAACUCCUCUCCGCCGCACGGCAAACACAAGUCGAAUCCCGACGACCUCCACAACAUUCAUCUGCUCGCAAUGUCGACAUGCGACACUCCUCCGCCGACCCAAGAACCCCUACACAUUCACGCAGCUGAUCACACUCUCCGACGGAAGUACCUUCACGCAUCGCACCAGCUCGCCGUCGCCGAUUUAUCGCUCCACCCGUGACUCGCGCAACUCGCUGUUGUGGAACCCCUCGUCGAGCAAGCUCAUGAACGUCGAGGAGGACGAGGCCGGUCGAUUGGCGGCGUUCCGAGCCCGUUUCGGACGCAGCUUUGAUGCGAAUGUAGCGACCGAGGAGGAAACGGGGGAGUCGAAGAAGCUAAGUAAAGAGGAGGCUGCUACUGAAGCGGCGGCCGCUCAGGAAGAGGAGGAUAAUCUGCUGGAUUUGAUUAGUUCGUUUGGACAGGAGACCGAGGGUCAGGGGUCGAAGAAGAAGGAUUGA